AUGGGUUGUGUGAACUCCAAGAAACAUCUAACAGGAGAAACCAAUACGGUUUCUCCUGUUGGGCCUUAUGUUUAUACGAGUUCGCGAAAAAGGAGCAAUGGUUCUGGUAGAAGCAUGGUAGCGGAGGCUUCUUCUUCUUCUAGAGGACAUUCUGGUGUUAUUGUCACACAACAACAAAACCAACAGGCAGAGCUGAAGAAAAAGGAAGAAAGGAAAAAGGGAGAUUUGAAUGUGAAGAUUGCUUUGUCACAUAGGUUUGUUGAAGGUGAACUGGUUGCUGCUGGUUGGCCUUCUUGGCUUACUUCUGUUGCUGGUGAAGCCAUUCAUGGUUUGGUUCCUCUCAAAACUGAUUCUUUUGAGAAAUUAGAUAAGGUUGGACAAGGUACAUAUAGCAGUGUUUUCCAAGCUCGCGAAGUAGAGACCGGGAAGAUGUUUGCCUUGAAGAAGGUGCGACUUGACACACUUCAACCAGAGUGCAUUAGGUUCAUGGCGCGGGAGAUCAUAAUUCUCCGCACACUUGACCACCCUAACAUCAUGAAAUUAGAGGGUAUAGUCACUUCACAAUUAUCAAAUAGUAUAUACCUUGUAUUCGAAUACAUGGAGCACGAUCUCGCUGGCCUAAUAUCUAACCCCGAUAUCAAGUUCACAGACUCACAGAUUAAGUGUUACAUGAGACAACUAUUGAGUGGAAUCGAGCACUGUCACCUACGAGGUAUCAUUCAUCGAGACAUUAAAGUAUCAAACAUAUUAGUUAACAACAAAGGAAUUCUAAAGAUCGGAGACUUUGGAUUAGCAAACACUAUUAGCCAAAGUUGCAAGCAUCCUUUAACAAGCCGCGUAGUGACUCUAUGGUAUCGUCCUCCCGAGCUUUUGAUGGGAUCAACGAACUAUGGAGUUACAGUCGAUCUAUGGAGCGUAGGGUGUGUGUUUGCCGAACUUUUUCUAGGGAAGCCCGUCCUUAAGGGGAGAACUGAGGUGGAACAAUUGCACAAAAUUUUUAAGCUUUGCGGGUCUCCACCCGAAGAGUUUUGGAAAAAGAGUAAGCUUCCUCUUGCAACAAUACCUUACUCUCCAUUGAUCCAUCCAAACGCGGGUACUGCCUCUUCCGCGCUUAUGUCCGAGUAUUUCAACACCGCACCGUAUGCUUGUAAUCCAUCACUUCUGCCAAAAUAUCUACCAAGUAAAGAAAUGGAUGCUAAAAAUAGAGAAGACCAGCAAAGGAAAAAGAAUGGAGGUAAAGUGCGAGAACGAGAUGCCGUUACGUCUGGAAGGCAAAGACGAGCCCAUAAAAAUGUGCAGGAUCCUCACAAUGUCAACAAACCAGAUUGGAAAGAGGGAAUGCAGAAUAUUUCUCUGAAUUCUGGUAAAGACGGUAAAGACGGUAAUGGUAAACCACAUCAUACAAAGGGAAAAGGAGGAGCUAUACACAAAGAUCAACAAAAACAUCUGUAUGAUACAAAAUCCGAAACUGCAGAAAAGAUGAAUGGUUACAACAGCUAUAGCGCGUACACAGGACCGACACAAGUCUCAGGAUCUAGCGGCUUUACGUGGGUGAAAAGACGAAAACCAGAAGUUUCAUCAAUAUUAUCAGACGGCCCAAAAAGCAAAAUCAGUGCAAUGGAUCCAACCUUUGCCAAAGGCACAUAUGAUUUAAUGAAAAACGGGACAGAUAUUUCAGAAAGGAAACAUACUUGCAACACAAGCCAUCGCGACGAGACUUCCAAGUAUGCACAACCAAAGCACCAGGGUCGUAAUGGUCAAUCGUUUGAUGUAGCUGAUAUAUACAGUUCCAAUUAUAACAUGGAUUUUGAUCUCGCGGAUAAAACCGAUGCUCAUACAAAUCCACAGGACCAUAUGAACAAUGGUGAACCUGUGGAGCUAUCAGUACCAACUAUGACUCAAACAGAUAACAAUGUCGAGUUAAAUUGGGACGAAAACAACAAGUGGCGACAAUCUCUUCGUAAAUCAAGGUUGGGAAGAGACAAAUGA
Vicia faba (fava bean) is the source of this 1989-nucleotide messenger RNA. The record is from the annotation of a GenBank genome assembly. Lineage: Eukaryota; Viridiplantae; Streptophyta; Magnoliopsida; Fabales; Fabaceae.